UUUAUAAUUUUGUGAAAUAAACGGAGAAAGAUAAUGAAGAGGUGUGGUGUCGAAUGGAGACCCAUCUUCACCAGUGCUACUGGCACGCUUCCAAAUUUCUGGGUCACCCUAUUCCACCUUCGCACCUAUCCUCCUCAUGGCGACCCUUUCUUCUGGCAAGACCCUUUUCCCCUUCUCUCGUCUCUUGCUCCUCCAACAACUUCCCACGUUGGGAUUCCAACGCCGAAUCCUUUCGACCCCGAAAUUUCAACUCCAACGGCCCCAGAGGUAAGGAACGGGAAGAACAAGAACAAGGGUAUGGGAGGAAGAGACGCUGGUGGUCUGAUGAGGAAAAAGAAUUCGUGGAAGAUGAAGAAGAAAUUUCUAGUGGAAUUUUGGAAGAAACCAUUGAUGGUGUCUGGUUUCUGCAGCCAUCAGACACAGAUUGUUUUCCUCUUCAGUGCUCUCAUCAAAUUCACUGGAUGUGCUAGAAUCAUUUUCUUCCCAGGCAAUAUUUUCAAAUCCUAUGGUUGGACUCUACCGGUCAUUCUUGCAUCAUGGUUGCUAUCUAGUGGUCCUAAAGCUUUCCUUAUGGCAUUAGCUCUUCCUCUUGGCCAGUCAGCACUUGCACUAGCAUUUGAUAAAUUAUGGAGACAGCCAGAGACCAAACCAAAACGCAAGUAUCGGACGAGGAGGAAAUCCCGCCGCGCUAACAACACCAGAGUUGAGGAAGAACCUGCAGAAAACCAGAGAACCAAAAAUGGGUACCAAUCAUGGGUAGUUGAAGAUGAUGGUUCAGUUGAUAAGGGCAGCCAAGAAGCAGCACAGAGUUUUGGUGGAUGGGAUCACUUGGAAAGGUCAAGACCCAUGAAAAAGUCUUCCUUUGCCAUGGAUGGAUCACCAACGAUUCCUACAGAUGGUGGUAGGUUGAGUAGGAGAGAAAGAAAAAGUGACACGCCUCUGCUGUUUAGAUUGCUUAUUGCAAUUUUUCCAUUUUUGGGCAUAUGGACAAAGAUGUUGUAAUAGUCUCUCCUCUACCAUAACUUGAUCUUGGAUGAGUUGGAUGUGAUCUUAUACAUCUUCCUCGGAUGAAGAGAAAAACCAAUACGUUGGUUUGUGAUGAUUGUUUGUCAAUA
Molecule: messenger RNA, 1115 nt
Organism: Vigna unguiculata (cowpea)
Lineage: Eukaryota; Viridiplantae; Streptophyta; Magnoliopsida; Fabales; Fabaceae
Source: RefSeq, a predicted model, not a curated record